CUCUCCGCAGAAGAACCAGAAUCCCGCCCACAGUACGGAUGCCGCAUUAAAAUUGGCGGCGCUUGCGCGUUGACGCUCCUUUUUUUCUUGGAAUGCCCCUUGAUUAGAUCCCCAUCAUGGCAGAUCCAGAUCUUGAUUUCACCAGUGGUGAUGCAGGGGCGUCUGUCACCUACCCCAUGCAGUGCAGCGCCCUGCGCAAGAACGGAUUUGUGGUCCUCAAAGGUCGCCCUUGCAAAAUUGUUGAAAUGUCCACUUCUAAGACUGGCAAGCAUGGUCAUGCAAAGGUUCACCUGGUUGGGAUUGACAUUUUCACAAAUAAGAAGUAUGAAGAUAUCUGCCCCUCCACCCACAACAUGGAUGUGCCUAACACCAAAAGGAAUGAUUACCAGCUGGUUGACAUCAGUGAGGGGUUCCUGUCCCUUAUGUUGGACAAUGGUGACGUGCGCGAGGACCUGCGCGUGCCAGACGGUGACCUGGGCAAAGAAAUUGAAAGCAAAUUUGCAGCUGGUGAAGAGAUGUUGGUUACUGUGCUUUCAGCUAUGGGUGAAGAAUCUGCAGUGGCUGUCAAACCUAUGACCAAAUAGGAAGAGAGACUGGGCUGCUCAGGCUGCAACAUGCUACACUUUAACAUUAACACUUUUUUUUUUUUUUUUUUUUUUUUUUUUUUGGUUUUAUUUGUCACCAAAGCUAUGGCCUUCACAAGCAACCACAAAUAUUUUUUGGUGUGAUUGUAUUCCUUUUUUCUUCUCCUCCCAAAACUGUGCUGGACUUGUUGGGUCAGUUGGCAUUCUCUCUGGAAAAAGAGGUUUAUUAUUGUUAGUGUGUUUACCCCCCCCCCCCCCCAAAAUUCCAAAGUUUUUACUGCUUCCAUUCCUGAACGUUAAAUAAUGGGAUCCAUUUUUCCUUUAUGUAUCUUUCUUAAUUGUAAUUGGUGUGCUGAAUUUAUGCAAGGUCUUGCAAAGAGAGGAAAGACCCAACUGACACUGACCUUAAUCUCCCCCCCUCUGGGUGCCAUACUUUAACUUUUUCCUCUUAUGUGAUCUAUGCCAUAAUGGCACAAUGAUUAAUUUCUCUUGAUUGAAUGCCUUUUCCCCCAAAAGUGAGAUGCACACUGGUAUUUGGCACUUCCUUGUUCAUGCAGAACAGCUAUGACUGAGAAAUAAACUCUGGUGUAAUUCCUCUUAAAUGCCAGUCUCAAAUUGUUCAGAAGUGGAAAAGGAUGUGAUGGCCGUGUGCGAAUACCUCUGUAACGCAAUAGCAGCCAGCUUGGUUUUUGGCUGUCAUUGACGACCUUAAAUAAAGUGUUGAAGCCUGUAUUUGUCUCCAGGGAGGCUCUUAUCGGUGCUGCCCCAGAAUUAGCUUUGGGCUCUUAAGGACAAAAUCUUUGUGAGUUCUAAUCUUCCUUUGUUCACUUGAGGCCUUUGUUACUUUAAUGAAGAGGGCAAAAAUAAAAACUUAAUAGAUGACCUUUUUUUUUUGUUUAUGAAACACUUGGUCAGUUUUUAAAAUUAAAACAUUUCAGAAUGCUG
Molecule: messenger RNA, 1529 nt
Organism: Myxocyprinus asiaticus (Chinese sucker)
Lineage: Eukaryota; Metazoa; Chordata; Actinopteri; Cypriniformes; Catostomidae
Product: eukaryotic translation initiation factor 5A-1-like
Exons: 5
Coding region: 117-584 (155 amino acids)
Biological process (GO): positive regulation of translational termination; positive regulation of translational elongation
Molecular function (GO): translation elongation factor activity; RNA binding; ribosome binding
Source: RefSeq, a predicted model, not a curated record